UCCAUCUCUCUCUACAACUCUCUCUCUCUCUCUCUCUCUCUCUCUCUCUCAAAAGAGAAGAUGGGCGUUCUAGAUCACCUUUCAGAAAUUUGCACUGUGGACAACAAAAGCAUAAGAAACAAACGCAGACCUUGGCAGACUGUGGAAGUGAAGGUGAAAAUGGAUUGUGAUGGCUGUGAAAGGAGAGUCCGACAUGCAGUUUGCUCCAUGAAAGGUGCAAGAACGGUGGAUGUGAACAGAAAACAAAGCAAGGUAACGGUUACGGGAUAUGUGGACCAAAACAAGGUGAUAAAGAGGAUAAAAGGAGUGGGGAAAAAGGCAGAGCCAUGGCCGUACGUAGAAUACAAACUGGUUACGUAUCCCUACGUACAUCAGGCGUAUGACAAGAAAGCUCCGUCUGGAUACGUGAGGAAUGUAGUGCAAGCGCUGCCCAGCCCCAACAAUCCUGUGGAGAAAUACACCUACCUCUUUAAUGAUGAAAAUCCACAUGCUUGUACUAUCAUGUGAGUUACAAAAGGGUCUCAAAUUUCGGAAGUGCAUGCGUAUGUUUGAGUGUAUAUUUCGAAUGUUUGUUUGGGUGUGUGUGUGGUAGGAAUGAGAAAGAGUGAGAAUGAUGAGAUAUAUAAGUUGCUUGGUGUAUUAUCGAAAUGGUUUUGGCUAUUCAGGUUAUCAUGAAAGAA
Molecule: messenger RNA, 680 nt
Organism: Magnolia sinica
Lineage: Eukaryota; Viridiplantae; Streptophyta; Magnoliopsida; Magnoliales; Magnoliaceae
Product: heavy metal-associated isoprenylated plant protein 21-like
Exons: 3
Coding region: 61-507 (148 amino acids)
Molecular function (GO): metal ion binding
Source: RefSeq, a predicted model, not a curated record